AUGGCAAAAGAAGGCUCCUGCGGACCAACAAAAAGAGUUGCUCCCAUCAGUGCCACCGCGUACGCUUUCUCCCUCAGCACUCCCAAAAACAAGAAGACUAAACUAUCAGAUGUCAACACGUCGACGUACAAUACCCUGCAAACGCCUACUAGAGUGAAGAGGGAAUUCACAACACCUCAACCUCCUUCUUUCCACACUCCUGGUCCGUUGAAACCAUCACUUCAGCCAUUAGCAGAUGAUAAAACGGAAACAGAAGAGGAGAAACCACUCCAAGCUAUUUCGAGCAUCGAAACACCUCGACGUCCAUCCACUGUUUACAAGCCCCUCGGCUCUUAUAGCUCACCAAUCGUCCAGCAGCUCAAAUCUGGCGAUCCCGGUCCGUCCACUUCUAAAACUCUUCGACGGCUGAAUGAAAGAGUCGGUCAAGUAUUCACUCCCGGGAAAGGACCUCAAGACGAAACCGACUUAAAACCCAGAUUUGCUUUGCACGAAACGUUACUUUCCGAGAAAACAGCCGAUGAUCUUUUCUCUAAAAAGAGAGCCGCCCUAUUGGAGGAAGACGAAGGCUUAGGAGUUUCCCCAAGGGGCAAAAGAAUAUCCAAGUGGACAAGUAAAGGAGCUCCACCCCCUUCAGUCCAACUUGCAAACAUCAUUUCAUCCUCCAACGCAUCUCUGCAUCUUUUCUACACAUCAAUGCAGCAUCUCCUGUACCCCGCACAAAAAGUUAAUGCGUCUCUUCCUCGAUCGUCAAGAUCGAAUAUACACAGCAAGGUGAACAAGUUGUCUCCUUUUGAUCACAUCGAACAAUCCGCUACAAUACGUCUUCGCAUAUCUCAAGUCGUGCAAGGUCCGACCCAACAUUCAUCCAUGUUCUGGUGUGAACCCAUCAAGUGGAGAUCGCCCUCGGAAAUUCCUGACAAAGUGCUCAUUUUGCUCCAACCUCUUCCUAAUGGAUGUUCGAAAUUAGGAAUAGACCCUUAUCUUUUAGCUAUGAAAGUGGAAGAUGACAGGCAGAAAAAGUGGCAUGUUGGUGUGUGGGCAUGGAGUGAAGUAAAACUACCCGUGAACGAAAUGAGCCUGCAGUCAGAAGAAAAGAAUGGAGAGAUGGAGGUAGAAGGGGAUCAGCCGCGUUCAGCCUUUAUUGUAACAAGGUAUCUGAUUGCUGAAAAGCCCCCAAGUGUAUAA
Molecule: messenger RNA, 1185 nt
Organism: Kwoniella shivajii
Lineage: Eukaryota; Fungi; Basidiomycota; Tremellomycetes; Tremellales; Cryptococcaceae
Exons: 2
Coding region: 1-1185 (394 amino acids)
Source: RefSeq, a predicted model, not a curated record